AUGGCUGGCCUUUUGAACGGAGUGUCAGACGCGGUCGGAGGCGUGUCACAACCUCUCCUCGGGCAGGAGAAGGCUGGCAACAAGAACCAGGCCUCUUCGGCCUCUCCGACCUCUUCCACCUCGCCCUCGCACUCAGCCACGGCGCCGAAAGACAAUGAAAACGCCGCCGAGGGAACUGGCCUCGUUCAGGUGUCGAUACCGAACCUGCUCCCUACUUCGCUGCUGAACGGCGGCAACACCCGGAGCACCGCAGUCCCCACGAGCCUCGCCAAGAGCACCGCUAGGAGCAGCAGCAGCACCACCGCGGUGCCUUCUUCCGCGGCGGCGCCCACAUCUGCUGCCGCGACGAACGCGCCCACGUCGGCCGCGCCGACUUCCGAUCCAGCGUCGACAGCAGAUCCCGCGACGACUCCAGAUUCGGAUCCGACCACGAUCCCGACAACGAUGACACCGCUCCCUACGACGCUCGAGACCAUCGCCACGUCGCUGCCCUCGACCACCGCCGUGCCCAGCCUCGCUCAGGGCCUGGGCGCGGCGUCUUCUGCGGUCCCGAGUGCGGCGCAGAGCCAGUCCGGAGGCGGCUUCGUCAUGGACCCGUCCAAGAACCCGGUCAUGAUGGCGCUGGUGAUCGCCGUGCCGAUCGGGUUGGCGCUCAUCAUCGGAACCACGGCGCUGCUGUUCAAGAAGGGCUACUUGGGCAGCGGGCGGCGCAAGGGCAGGGUUAUCCAGGAUGAGAUCGAGCACGAGGCGUGGCAAAAGGUACACGCGCAGAAGUUUGGUCCUUCGGCCAACUACUAA
Molecule: messenger RNA, 798 nt
Organism: Pyricularia grisea
Lineage: Eukaryota; Fungi; Ascomycota; Sordariomycetes; Magnaporthales; Pyriculariaceae
Exons: 1
Coding region: 1-798 (265 amino acids)
Source: RefSeq, a predicted model, not a curated record